ACGAAUUUGACAGACAAAAGUACAAGAUUCUACAUCUGUUUAGCAUCCAAAGCCGCGCAGGAAAUACUUGAUCAACUGCAUUAUUAAACGCCGCCUACUAAGUACGGCGUUGCCUGCGGCUGCGGUAACUGAACCCAGUUUCCAGUUUCCUACAUUUGAAUUUCAAGUAGUAACGCGACGUGUUUUCAUCACGUGGUAGUUUAUACCAUUCAUCACAUACAUAUAUUCAUCGAUCUACGGACACAAACGGUGUGUCAGUGAGGGACAGUAAGCGUGUGUGUGUGACAUUAGUAUGCCAAUAUACCAAAAUAUAGUAAUUCCUCCGUGGCUCAUGCAAUGUGUUUGGAUCAUAGAAGUGACCUAGAGCUUAUUUGUUACAAGCUCCAUGGUUUGGAUGACCGUUUGAAUACUCACAGCCUCAAGGUCAACCUCGAGUCGAGAGCUAAUAACAUUCCUUAGCAGUUCAGUAUCUAGCAGUGUGCCUGGACUUGUCGCUUUGCCAAAAGGCUGGAUUCGGUUUGAUUCGGUUGUGCGAUUGUGAAGUUUUUGUGAAUCGACGUGACAUAUGUAAUUACAAUUGCGAGUACGGAAUUGGACGAUUUACUGACAUUGAGUAUUAGCGCCGAAUAAUACGUCUGCUCCCAGAAAUUUUGAAUGAGGACAACAGCGUUUUAUAAAAGCUUUGAUACCAUCGUAUGAUAGAGUACUAUUAUUUUCGCGCUUCCAUAAACUUAAAAUAUUCCAUAAAAGCGAUUCUGAAGAAAUUUUUUCUCUGAUAAAGCUAGUAGUCUCUUGAUUAAUGCGCAGGUUAAUAUCUAUGAAUUCGAAUAAAUUUUCAAUGUCACAGUCAAAUUCAUUUAACACUCACAGUUGACAAACACAAAUUGUAUAAUCAAUCGCGUACGUUGAUACUCCAAAAUUUGUUGUAACGAAAAUGGUAAAAUUAACAAUUCGGAAUUGCGUAGCAUUAACGAUUGAACUCUUAAUAAUAAAUGUAUAAUUACAUCUAUGAUGCAUUGCGACAACUUUCACUUUUUCCUUGCAAUCAGAGAUGAUUAGAGCCAAUCAGAAGAUGUUUGCCAAAGGUUGCAGAAAGAAAGUCUUUAGAAAUGAUGAAAAAACUGUGAAGAUUAUCAAGGAUGCUUUUUUUAUGCUCAAUAUUAUUUACCUAAGACAAGCAGCGUCUCUGGUAGAUCUGCGGGAUGUCUCAAAUGCUGUUCAAAUUAAUGCAACAAAAGGCAGCAAGCUCAAAGCACACCCAACUUGCACAUGGAGAAUAUUCUCCGGAAUACUUUUAAUGACAUUAACAUAUGCUUUGUUCUUACAAACUUCCGGAAUCAAUUUUUUAAUUAAAUAUGCUAUGGGUACACGUUGCCUGAUUCCAAAUAAUUAUUUUGUUUGGGAAAUCACACGACCAGUGUCUAACUGCAAAUUUUGUCAGGGGGUCAACUCUGCGCUGAUACUUUCCAACUUGACAAGAGAUCAGUUCAAAUUUUAUGCAUAUUCUUCUAGACCAAUGAUAGUAAAAAAUGCAACGAAUCAUUGGCCAGCAAAGAAAGUCUUCAGCUUAUUCUUCUUUAGAAACCUGUAUGAAAGCAUCGAAGGUGCUUACGAGAGUGUUCAGGAGGAAUGCCAAUUCCUUCAUUUUAGAAGUGAUCUUGCUAGUCUCAAGGAGGUUCUCUCCAUGACUGAUCGCAGAGCCCUGAAUUUAGCUGGUGAAAAGUCUUGGUACGUUGGGUGGAAGAACUGCCAUCCUCAGGUUUUGGAUGUUAUGAGAGAAUUUUAUCAGACGCCGCAUUUUCUACCUGAAGACGCCGAAAGCCCCUACACUAAUUACGUUUUUCUUGGCUAUGAACAAGGCGCUGUCAUGCAUUUGGAUUAUAUUUCACGUUUGAUGUGGCAAGGCCAAAUACUUGGAAGCAAGACCUGGUCAGUUGUACCGACACCGGAGUGUGGAAAUGUUUGUAAUUCAUUUGACUUCUCCGUUGAUGCCGGGGAUGUAAUUCUAUUGGACACUAGAGUUUGGUACCACGCCACUAAUGUUAAGGACAAUCAGUUUAGUCUUACUAUAACGUCCGAAUAUGGAUAGGCAUCGAAUUUUGUUUAAUAUUCAUUUGACAUCGAUUAUGAUUAUGAAAAAAUGUUUAAUAUUGUUUUAUAGUAAGCCUCGAAUUUAUUCCUGAAAAUUUUAUUUUUGUAUUCGUAGAAAACGACUCUUCUUACGUACGUACAUACAGACUUGGAAUUCUAUUUGGUGAAAAAAUAGUUACGGUUUAUAAAGAUAUGGAUCUUUGAUUGCCCAAAAGUAUUUAAAAUGUAUCUUGCAUAUGAAACAUCAGAUGGCGGACUCUGAAUUACUCAAUAUUAUAGAGUUGAUAUUAUCUGUUUUGUGACAGAAUUAAAAACAAAUCAAACCUACAGGAGCAGGAAUAUAUCAUUGUAGAUUAAAUGAAAACAAGUAAUUAAGCAUGCCACAAAGCAUGCCAUGAAUAAGCCUUCUGUAUAAAUCAAUCAGGUACAAAAUUCGAAUCUAUUUGUCAAACAAUGAAGAUUAAUGUUGUAUUUUGUUGCUAUUUAUCAUUCCAUUAGUAGUAACAUAAUAGUAAUAUAUGCCCAGCAAACGGCAAAACGUAUUAAGUGCCAUACUAGUUGGCAUGUUCUAUCGCAAUAAUGAAUUAAUUAUUAACGUUGAGUGAGAGAAUGAUGGAACAUUCUACAAACAGAACUCGUGUUACAGAGAUUAUUAAUAUAUCCCGUCACGAUAACUCAUGAUUCACAUGUUGUAAAAUUAUUUUACAAUAGCAUAUUGUGCACCAUAGUCACGAUGAAAUUCCAUUUUUCAAGCCACUUUAUUAAACAUACAUUAUUUUACUGUAUGUUGAUAAAGUUCGCGUGUUACAGACUCAUAAAUGAGUAUUCAAAACUGUAUGAAGAAAAGUAUUAUAGUUAUAUUUAAUGCGAUUAAUACUCAUUCCGAAUUCCAUGUGAAAUUAUCGAACGUCAUCAGUACUUAUGAAGACUAAUGAGCGUAUAUCUAUUUUUAAAAAUCUCGAACUUUACAAUUUGAGAUUCGUAUUAUUUAUCAGCGAGUGUGUGAAAAUCAAAAUCUUUGACUUUUGAUUUUACGGAAUAACUGUUGAUACUUGUUUUUCAAUAUUGUAAAUUUAUUGUAUAACAUUUAUAAUACGUAAUAAAAGUUUUGCAUGAAACAAAAAUUACUCAUUAAUAACGACCGUUGUGGUGGGUGCCAUGGCGUGUUAUAAACAAAAGUUACAUCAAUUCUUUAUACAUAAGCUGAAUGCUUUAUUUUAGUAAUUACAUUGCAGUGGGUUAAUGUACAAUAGGAAAAUUCUCUUAAAACAUGUAUAAUAACUCCCUGUCAGACUGGUAAAUAGUUUGCUUCAUGGGAAACUGAUGUUAUCAAUUUUAACAUUUUUUCAUAGGAUCUCGCAGUUGCGAAUCGCCUAUGAAAGAAACAGUAUCCCCACUUUGGUAAUAAACUAUCAUCUACGAAUACCAGCCUGCGAUUAACAGCUGAUUUUUUCCAUGAACUAUGCAAAAAUGAUUAGCCAGUCAUACAAGGUAAUAAGUUGCCAACUAAUUAGUGAAAUUUCAGAUCUUGCUUGAAAAAAAUGACUUGAUUCUGUUGCAGUUACCCUGCAGUCCUCAGAUAUUCAGAAGAAGCAAAGUAUUAUAACAAUUCAGUUUA
Athalia rosae (coleseed sawfly) is the source of this 3709-nucleotide messenger RNA. RefSeq lists its product as uncharacterized. The transcript is spliced from 2 exons. Bases 1052 to 2089 code for a protein of 345 amino acids. NCBI's taxonomy places the organism in Eukaryota, Metazoa, Arthropoda, Insecta, Hymenoptera, Athaliidae. The record is from RefSeq and is a predicted model, not a curated record.